This is a messenger RNA of Tribolium madens (black flour beetle), 574 nucleotides long. RefSeq names its product glycine-rich RNA-binding protein 8-like. NCBI's taxonomy places the organism in Eukaryota, Metazoa, Arthropoda, Insecta, Coleoptera, Tenebrionidae. Bases 104 to 436 code for a protein of 110 amino acids. The transcript has 5 exons. The record is from RefSeq and is a predicted model, not a curated record.
GAGAUGAGUUGAGGGAUUAGAAAGGGGGGUCCAAGGCUCCAACUAUUACUAUAUAAACUCGGACGUUGAGGGUCCAAAGUCAGUCACCUUUUUUGGAUAUAACAUGAAGGUGUUUGUUUGCCUUUUGGCUGUGGCUGCAGCCACCAACUAUGCCCAAGCUGGCUACAUCAGCAGCGGUGGUUACGGCGGAGGCGGCGGCGGCGGUUAUGGUGGCGGCUCCUCCGGCUGGAUUAGCAGCGGAGGUGGCGGCAGCGGCUGGAAGUCCAGCGGUGGUUGGAUAGGCAGCAGUGGUGGAGGCUACGGCGGCGGCUCCUCAGGCUGGAUCAGCAGCGGCGGUGGCGGCUACGGAGGAGGCGGCGGCUGGAAAUCCGGCGGUGGAUGGAGCAGUGGAGGAGGUGGAUGGAGCAGCGGCGGAGGUGGUGGUGGAUGGUGGUAAUUGCAUCACACCGAGUCACUUCGAGAGAAGGACCAAGUCGAGUGAUAUUUCCAACCACAAACUUGUACCUAUCUAAAUUCACAAUGUACAUAAUUUUUGUAUUUUUUAAGUAUUUGUAAAUAAACUUUUUACAAAAUU